AUGAUCAAGGUAAUUGGAUUGAGCCUUCAUUCUUGGGAAAUGUUGUCAUUGAAACUUUUAGGAAACGUUUUUACAGAGUCAGACCCUAUUGCUAGCUCUAAUAUCCAGGACUUUAUAAGUGUGAUUGAGCCUAGUAUUUCUAGCAAGGACAACUCUAAGCUUAUGGGUGAUAUUUCUGAGUCGGAAGUCUUUGAAGCGGUUAGAAGUAUUGGCGCUCUCAAAGCCCCUGGCUCUGAUGGUUUACAUGUAAUUUUAUUCCAUCAGUUCUGGGCAGAGACUAAGCACCUUCUUAUUCAGCUUGUUAAGGAUUUCGUUGUGAAUAACCUUCCUUUCAACCCCAUAAACCACACCAAUAUUGAUUUGAUUCCUAAGGUUUCUUUGGGUGCAAUGGCACUUAAAUUAGACCUUGGGAAAGCUUAUGACCUCCUCGAUUGGAACUACAGAAGAGCUUUAAUUAAGUUCGGUUUCAAUGUUGACUAG
This is a messenger RNA of Prunus armeniaca (apricot), 480 nucleotides long. NCBI's taxonomy places the organism in Eukaryota, Viridiplantae, Streptophyta, Magnoliopsida, Rosales, Rosaceae. The record is from the annotation of a GenBank genome assembly.